AUGAAUACCUCCAUCGGCGUCCUCUUGGGCUCAAUCCCCGCUGCAGACCGUGCUGCCUUGGCCGGGCUCUCUGACGACGCCGUGCGCGCAUGGGUGUCCACCCACACUCAAAAGCAGCGCGACAACACGCUCGCCCUCCUCUCCAUCUACAACGCCGUCGCGCCCAUCCACCGCGCCUUCCCCACCGAAGUCCUCUCCGAAAUCUUCUCACACUGCUGGCAAGACCCUCGAAGCAUCGCCGUUGCCCAUGUCUGCCGCCACUGGCGUUCAAUCGCACUCAAGACUCCCCGCCUAUGGGCCGCCGCCCUCACCGCGCCUGGGAAGUUGCUCUCCCAACCCCGGAAAUGUAAAGCCAGCCGCCGCGAGUUUGCAGCCUUCGCCCUCGAACGGUCUUCUCCUCAGCCUCUCCGCCUCAAAGUUUACCACUUCCUCGAUCACUUCGCCAACACUCUCGCCCCGCACGCUGCCCGUAUCGUUGAUCUGUAUGUCCGCCUCGGCAAUGCACCAAGUUUCUUCUUCAAUGGAUCGACCCUCUCCGCUCUAUGCAAGUUCCUCGCCUCAGGCGCGCCCAACCUCGAAGUCCUCGGCAUCACCUUUCCGGGCUACCAUGAUCUACGGGGGUGGAGCACAGACACACAAGCCCCUGUUCUCAACCCCGUAGCCCUCCCCCGCCUCCACACCCUCCGGUGCAUCCCCAUCGACCUCUUCCCGCACUUCACCACUCCCACACUCCGCGACGUGUGCGUCACCCCCGCGCAGUUCACCGACGACCACCUCGAAGACUUCGCUGAAGCGCUGACUCAGUGCCCCGCGCUUGAGCGCCUCAAGUUC
Molecule: messenger RNA, 831 nt
Organism: Epithele typhae
Lineage: Eukaryota; Fungi; Basidiomycota; Agaricomycetes; Polyporales; Epitheliaceae
Exons: 2
Molecular function (GO): protein binding
Source: RefSeq, a predicted model, not a curated record